Molecule: messenger RNA, 2446 nt
Organism: Musa acuminata AAA Group (dessert banana)
Lineage: Eukaryota; Viridiplantae; Streptophyta; Magnoliopsida; Zingiberales; Musaceae
Product: mitochondrial inner membrane protein OXA1-like
Exons: 12
Coding region: 693-1982 (429 amino acids)
Biological process (GO): protein insertion into mitochondrial inner membrane from matrix
Cellular component (GO): mitochondrial inner membrane
Molecular function (GO): membrane insertase activity
Source: RefSeq, a predicted model, not a curated record
CUCUCUCUUGUUUGAGACGGUCUCUCCGGUUCGGAGGCAUCGGUGGAAAGAAGGCUCCUCCCGCCUUGUUGAACCCACUCCUCUCUCUGGUUCUUAUCAAGCGGCAGUCCCGUCUUGGGCAGGCGAGAGCUCCUCGCCGUCGUCGCCAUCUCGGAGGCUCUGCAGCGAUUCAUGUUUGUAUGUGGGAACACGAGCGCCUUCUUGGGGAUUUCCUUUCCACUGAUGUGGAGAGGGGCUUGCGAUGAUCCUGCCAAGAAGACUCAGGAGUUGGAUGCCGCUUUGUCUGUGGUGAGAUGGCGAAGGAUACUUUGGACAAGGGAGCGCAGUAUGAUGCUUCGGUUGCAGUCGAAUUCCAAGAAGUCCUUCUGCGACUUGCUUGUAGGGUUUCUUAAGUCUGUUGAGAAAACAACAGACCGCAGAAUAAGAUCAAGACUUGGGUUCAAUAAAAUGCUCUAAAAGAAAAGAAUACUAUCUGUCCUGUUCUUCCUCCUCGAGUAAAGAUCUACGGUUCGGCAUGCGUCAGAAGGUUUCCGGUUCGCUCGACCCAUUUUUCCGCCCGAGAUCGACCAUAAGCCUGCACAGAAAUCGUAGCUCUCGCCGCCACCAUAAGCCUGAACAAGAGAUCCCUCCUCUUGUUCGCCGGCCUCUCUUUCGUCCAAAACCCUAACCCACCUCAGAUCUUUCCUUCCAGAAUGGCUUGCGGCCGGAGAACCCUCACCUCCAACUUCACCCAUCUCACACGCCGCUUCCACCCGUCCUUCGCCCACAUCCUCCGCGACGACCGCGAAUACACAGAGCCCUCAAACCCCCUGCCUUUGCCCCCAACUCCAUCCCGUCGCCACGCUUCCUCCUCUGCCCCAUCUGUCUCCGGAUUUGGCAGGUGGAGAAGUCUUGGCUUCUCUCUCCCGCUCGGCCUCGAACCCGGCCUCCUUCGGACCUACUCCUCGGGCGCAGAGGGAUCGAAUGAGAUCAACUACAUCAAGGAUGUCGCGGAGGUUUUGUCGGACAGCAGUUUGGAAACUGCUACCGUGGCCGCUGCGGCGGUUCCGACUCCUUUUCCUGGAGAGGUAGCAGCUGCGGCGGCUGAUUCGUUCCUCCCCGUGGCAGCUCUGCAGCACUUGAUUGAUGCAGUCCAUUCUUUUUGCGGUCUGAACUGGUGGGCUUCUAUUGUUCUGACAACCCUCUUGAUUAGAGGGGUUACCGUCCCACUUUUGUUGAAUCAAAUGAAGGCCACGGUGAAGCUCAACGUGAUGAGACCGGAGUUGGAACAGCUAAAGGAACAAAUUAAUUCAAUGGAUUCUGAAUCAGUGCAGGAGGGUCAGAAACGAAUGAAAGCUUUGUUCCAAAAGCAUGGGAUUACACCAUUUACUCCAUUGAAGGGACUUCUUAUCCAAGGGCCAAUUUUUAUCAGUUUCUUUUUAGCUAUCUCAAACAUGGUUGAGAAAGUUCCUUCUUUUAAAGGAGGUGGGGCAUUUUGGUUUACUGAUUUGACAACGCCCGAUCCUCAGUACAUGCUUCCAGCGCUAACGGGAUUGACCUUCUUAGCAACUGCGGAGCUUAACAUGCAAGAAGGAAUGGAAGGAAAUCCUAUGGCGAAUACCAUGAAGAACUUCUCCAGAGUUCUUGCAUUUAUGACCGUCCCGUUUACUGCUAACUUCCCAAAGGCCAUCUUCUGUUACUGGAUUACGUCAAACCUUUUCUCACUUGGGUAUGGUUUUGUGCUUAAACUUACACGGGUGAGGAAGUUCCUGAAUCUCCCUGAUUCAGUUCCUGAACCCACCAAAUCUGCAGCUCAACCAAACUUUACCUUGCUUGGUGCAUCCAAGCCAAUCUUACCGGCAGCCUCUCCAGUACCACCAGCAAAGGACUCCGAUCAAACUAACACACCUGCCAGAAGGCUAUCUUCAUCUUCUGUUAUCAGCCAACGGAUAAGAAACCUAGAAAAGACGGUAAAGGCUAGAAAUAAACAUAAGAAAAAGUAAAACCUGCAAAGCUCAUGGAAAUUUUUGGCUACAUAAUGGAGGGUAUUUCAGCAUGCAAACCGUUCAUACCGGUGUUAUAAUAAUUAACAACUAAAUAGAAAACAAAAUUCUUGAAUGUAUUUUUGAUAUUGAAUUUUGCUUUAACCGCAAGAACUACUUGUAUGCGUGUAUUAUCCUCAACCUCUUUAGUGGAGGAUAGCCGUGUGGGAGAUGUAGGCAUUUUUUUUGUUCUGAAAGAAGAAAUUUUGCUUGGGCGAACAUGCAGCAGGAAUUGAGCAGAUUGGGUGAUCAGUCGAUUUGGUACUUCGUUCUUUUGGCGUUUGAGAGUUUGUACCUCUGUACAUUUAUAAAAUUUCUUUUUGGCUUUUUUGACAACCUUUCAUGAUUUUACUAAAAUUUGUAAGGAACACAUAUUAUUGUAUUAUUCAGCACAAUAAGUCACUUUUGACGGUGAUUCUUGAGCA